This is a messenger RNA of Jaculus jaculus (lesser Egyptian jerboa), 3432 nucleotides long. RefSeq names its product zinc finger protein 665-like. NCBI's taxonomy places the organism in Eukaryota, Metazoa, Chordata, Mammalia, Rodentia, Dipodidae. The coding region runs from base 415 to 3099 and encodes 894 amino acids. Gene Ontology annotation, biological process: regulation of transcription by RNA polymerase II. Gene Ontology annotation, molecular function: DNA-binding transcription factor activity, RNA polymerase II-specific; RNA polymerase II cis-regulatory region sequence-specific DNA binding. The transcript is spliced from 5 exons. The record is from RefSeq and is a predicted model, not a curated record.
UCUCGGGUCCCCCGAGGUUUUCAUUUCCAUUUCUGGUGUAUGUUUUCGCUGUGUGAGGCAGGGUCCCGCUCGGGCCCAGGCUCACUGACCUGGAAGUCACUCUGUCGUCUCAGCGUGGCCUCGAACUCACGGCGAUGCUCUACCUCUGCCUCCCGAGUGCUGGGAUUCAAGGCCACCACGCCCGGCCCUCCCGAGGACUUUAACUGGGUCUCGGACUCUCCGCCAGCCGACGUCCUCGUAAGCCUGUCAACUCGGUCCUGAAAUCCACCCCCCUGCCCGCAUUCCUCCAUAAGAAAAUACUAGAUGAGCCGGGCGCGGUGGCCCACGCCUUUAAUCUCAGCGCUCAGGAAGCAGAGGUAGGAGGAUUGAUUUCAUGAUGGGAUAGUCCUCUACGUGGCUUAACGCACUAAGAAAAUGAACACACCUUUGGGCUUGGUAUCAUUUGAGGAUCUAUCUGUGGACUUUACCUGGGAGGAGUGGCAGACCCUCAGUGAUGCUCAGAGGACACUCUACAAGGAUGUGAUGCUGGAGACCUACAGAAGCCUGCUAUCCUUAUAUCAGUGCUAUAUGAAACCAGAGGUGAUCCUGAAGUUGCAACAAGGAGCUGGGCCAUGGACAGAAGAGGAAGUUCCAAACCAAAGCCUGCAAGAUAUCAAGAAUUUGAAUAACUUGAAUGAAUCCAGCCCUGCUAAUCAAAAGAGAUAUCUGUAUCAUCUUGUAAUAUCCAACAGUGACACAUCAACUGAGGAAAGGGUUAAAUUAGGAAAAAUACCUCAUUUGAGCUCAAGCCACAUUUUAAGACUGACUGUAAAGGAUGAGACCUCUUCAGGAACAAGGUCUGAGGGGCUUAAUAUGUGGAACAAUGUGCUUCCUAGUGAGCCUGGUGAGAUGCAAGCUGGAGAGAACCUUGGUGGUCUUCACGUCACUGGGGUGUCCCACAGACAACCUGAACCUCCUAGUCUGAAUCACAGAGUUGAAAGUAGGCAAAAACAUGUUAAGGAUUGCCAGCAUGGUAAAGCUUUCACCAAGAAGACAGUAUGGAUAUCUAAGAGGUUCCCUAUGGGACAUGCCUCCAGUGAAUUUAGAGACUAUGGGAAAACCUGUGAUGGUUUAGCUACUACUGCCCAAGAGAUGACUCUGGUAAGGGAGGAAGCUUUUGCAUGUAAUGGAUGUGGGAAAAUGUUCUAUAUGUCUAAGCUUACUCAGCAUUUAAGAAUAUACAAAGGACAGAAAUAUUUUAAAGGUAAUGAUCAUGAACCCACUCUUGUUACAAAACCAGACCUCACAAAACAUCAGAGAACUCAUGCAGGCAGGAAGCCUUAUGGCUGUAAUGAAGAUAAGAAAUCCUUUGCUCAAAAGUCAAAUGUCAGUGCUGAUCAGAGAAUAUACUUAGGAGAGGAGACUAAUGUGUCUGAGAAAACCUUUUCUCUGAAAUCAAAUUACAUCCUGCAUCAGAUCCCUCCUAUAGGCAAGAAAUCCUAUGAGUGCAGUGAAUCAGCAGCCAACAUUAACAACCACACUCAGAUACCUGAUACCUGUAUGCAAUCUUACAAGUGUAAUGUAUGUGGAAAAACCUUUAACUGUACAUCAGACCUCUGUGUGCAUCACAGAGCCUACCACAGUAAGAAGCCCUAUAAAUCUCAGGAAUGGAAUAGAUCUUUCAGUGUGACAUCAGAUUUUACUGAGCACCACCGAGCUCACUCAGGCGAUAGACCUGAUGACUAUAAUGUAUGUGGGAAAACAUUUACCAAGGCUUCUCAUGUAAAUGUACAUCAGGUAACACACACACUUAAGAAACCCUCUGACCAUCCCAUUUGUAGGAAAGCCGUCUGCUACAAGUCAAAUCACUAUAGAUAUCAGAAAGCUUACACAGGUGAGAAACCCUAUAAGUGUGAUGUAUGUGGAAAAACCUUCAACAGGACUUCCUACCUUAGUGAACAUUGGAGAACUCACACUGGUGAGAAGCCCUAUGAAUGUAAAGAAUGUAGGAAAUCAUUCAGCCAGUGUUCAUCUCUCCGAGCCCAUGAAAGAAUUCACACAGGUGACAAACCAUAUGAAUGUAAAGAAUGUGGAAAGACUUUCCGGCAGUUAUCGUCUCUCCAGACACAUCAGAGAACUCACAUAGGUGGGAAACCUUUUGACUGUCCUGUAUGUGGGAAAGUCUUCUGCUACAAACCAAACCUCUAUAGACAUCAAAAAUCUCACACAGGUGCAAAACCCUAUAAGUGUGAUAUAUGUGGAAAAAUGUUUAACAGGACUUCUUACCUUAGUGAACAUCAAAGAACUCACACCAGUGAGAAGCCCUAUGAAUGUAAAGAAUGUAGGAAAUCGUUCAGCCAGUGGUCAUCUCUCCAAGCCCAUGAAAGAAUUCACACAGGUGACAAACCGUAUGAAUGUGAAGAAUGUGGGAAGACUUUCCGGCAGUUAUCGUCUCUCCAGACACAUCAGAGGACUCACACUGGUGAGAAACCCCAUCAGUGUAGUGUGUGUGGAAAAGCCUUCUGCCGUGUGUCAACACUCUAUACUCAUCAGAUGACUCACACAGGUGAGAAGCCCUUUGACUGUCCUGUAUGUGGGAAAGCCUUCUGCUACAAGUCAAAUCUCUAUAGGCAUCAAAAAGGUCACUCAGGUGAGAAACCAUAUAAGUGUGAUGUAUGUGGAAAAACCUUUAACAGGACUUCCUACCUUAGUGAACAUCAGAGAACUCACACCGGUGAGAAGCCCUAUGAAUGUAAAGAAUGUAGGAAAUCGUUCAGCCAGUGGUCAUCUCUCCGAGCACAUGAAAGAAUUCACACAGGUGACAAACCGUAUGAAUGUGAAGAAUGUGGGAAGACUUUCCGGCAGUUAUCGUCUGUCCAGAUACAUCAGAGGACUCACACUGGUGAGAAACCCCAUCAGUGUAGUGUGUGUGGAAAAGCCUUCUGCCGUGUGUCAAACCUCUACACUCAUCAGAGGAUUCACACAGGUGAAAGACCCUAUGAAUGUAAUGAGUGUUGGAAAAUGUUCAAAAGAAAGUCACACCUCGUUGCACAUCAGGGAACUCACAAACGUGAGAAACGUUAUAAACAUGAACCAUGUAGGAAAAUUGCUCAAAUGUAAGAAUAGCUGAAAUAUAACAGCUGAAUGACCCUUGGAGUGUAAAGCAUUUCCCAGAUGUCAGGACUCUGCAGUCCUCAUGCAGGCGACACAGUUGAGGAACUGUGAAUGUGGGAUAUUUUCAACCUGCAAGUUGUCCUUACUGCAUGUUAAAGGAGAUGCCUGGGAGAAACCACUUCCUGGAAGACAUGCCCCCACAUCCAUCAGAGAGGGUGCACAGCUUGUAUUUUGCAGUCUUACUGUUUGUGAGUCUGUAACUGAGCUCAUGAGUGAAAUAUAAGUGAUGAUAAUUUCCAGUCCUCCCCCGUCUUUCAGUAAAUGCUGGGUUGUCAUGUA